UGUCCAGCUUUUUGAUUGCAAAAACCGCGCGAAGUUUUGCAAAUGAGGUUCUUGUUUUGCAUUUUAAUUUUUUGUAAAUAAUAUUAAAGUACAUUACGUAAAGAUUCAUUGAUAGGCUGUCUACAAUGACUACACAGGCAAGUGAAGAAGGUACCUCCAAGAAACCAAGAAAAUCAAGUUUACACGUGCCAUGGGUUGAGAAAUAUCGACCAAUUGAAUUAUCGGAUGUCAUGGGUAACCAGGAAACAGUAAGCCGAUUGGAGGUGUUUUCACGUGAAGGAAAUGUUCCAAAUAUUAUUAUUGCAGGUCCACCAGGAACUGGAAAAACUACAAGCAUCCUGUGUUUAGCCAGGAAGUUGUUAGGUUCUGCUUACAAGGAAGGUGUUCUGGAGUUAAAUGCGUCCAAUGAUAGGGGUAUUGACGUUGUAAGAAACAAGAUUAAAAUGUUCGCACAGAAGAAAGUGACUUUACCUGUUGGAAGACAGAAAAUUGUAAUUCUGGAUGAAGCAGAUAGCAUGACCGAUGGCGCACAGCAGGCUCUUAGGCGUACCAUGGAGAUCUAUUCCAAGACAACUCGUUUCGCUCUAGCUUGCAACACUUCUGACAAGAUCAUUGAGCCGAUACAGUCAAGAUGUGCCGUACUUCGCUACUCAAAGUUGACAGAUGAACAGGUCCUCAGUAGGCUGUUAGAGGUGUGUGAGGCGGAGAAUGUUACAUAUACAGAUGAGGGGCUGGAGGCGAUCAUCUUCACAUCACAGGGUGACAUGCGGCAGGCACUAAACAAUCUGCAGUCAACACACUCAGGUUUUGGACAUGUGGACCCAGAUAAUGUAUUUAAGGUUUGUGAUGAGCCUCAUCCGGCUGCAAUCCGGGACAUGUUGGAUCAUUGCAUUGCAGGCAACAUCGAUCAGGCUUACACUAUCAUGGCACAUUUCUACCACCUGGGCUAUGCGUCUGAGGACAUCAUCGGAAAUAUCUUUCGCGUCUGUAAAACACACAAUAUGGCGGAGUAUCUUAAACUGGAAUUCAUCAAGGAGAUUGGAUUCACAAAUAUGAAGAUAACAGAGGGAAUGAACUCGCUUCUUCAACUCUCUGGAAUGCUGGCUAGGUUAUGCAAGAUAUCAAUGCCAACAUGAUAGUCAUGAACUGUAAUAAAAGAACACAUGAUAACAUAACAGAGUGGGUGAACUCACUUCUUGAACUCUAUAGAAUGCUAGCCACGUUAUGCCAGAUAUCAAUACCAAAAUAACAGUCAUAAAAUAGAAUAAAAGCACUCUUGAUGAAGUUAGUCAUGGGGGUGAAACCAUUUCACAUGUUGUCGCAAGGGUUACUACAAUUUUAAUACCACUGUUAUAUUAUGUGGUGAUGUAUCUGUUCAACAGCAGAUUCUUGUGUUCAAGUUCUUUGACACCAACUUUGUUUUCUCAUGACUUAAACAACUCGCUCUUUAAAACUUCAUCAGCGUGUUGAGGCGAUUUUAUUGUGGAAAGCACUCUACAAAUAUUCUACCAUUACUAUUAAAGUUUAGGAGAGGUUUUUAGGGAAGGGGAAUGUUCACUACCGGCUUUUUUCUUCACAGAAAUAAUUCAGAAUUGAAUACAAAUGCUAAAGUGUAGUAGUAUUUCAUAACAUAUACUGUACUGAGUUUGAAUCAUACCAUUAUUGUAUACUUAUUUACCUGUAUAAGGGAAACGCAUUACAACUAGGCCUAUUUAAAAUACAUUUUGGAAAUACAUGCCGCCCAUGAAUUUAAGUGGCGAUUCACUUACUAUUUUAGCAUCCUCGAUGGUUCGAAGCUCUGUUAAGACUUCUGUUUUUACAUGUGUUCUUCAUGUUCUUUUCAUUGUCAACGCUGUCGCUCUUGGUAGUAAAUUUUUGUUACCAUGAUAACAGAUUUUUAGCAAGUUCGAUUGGUUUGAAACUCUUAGUUUUCAAUUCUCUGAGACAAACCACACUGUGGAGUGGUAAUGCUUUUACUGUGAAGCAUAAAGUGAGAUUUUAUAGUAGUGAAAGCAUUUUAAAAGUAUAUAUUAUCAGCAAAUCACAGGGAAUUAUUGCUAGCUUGGUAAACUUAACUUUGAACCACAUUUAAUGAAACUAAACAGACUAAAGGACAGGAAAUCAAAGGAUUUUUAAAAACAUACUGACUACAUGAAAUAAUGUAUAUGAAAAUAAUGUAAAAUUAUCAUUGGUAAACAUUGUGUUGUUUUUUUAUUUUGACUAAAAAAACCACCUAAAUAUUUGUAUAAGUAUGUGUUUACGAAUUUCAGACCAUUUGUGGGAUGACAGCGUUAUAGUGACUGGGGUUGUAGAGAAAAUGUGGGAGUUUAUUAGGGACAAUAAUUAAUACCUUUUUUCUUGCAUUUAUAUUUAAAUGAAAUAAAAAUGUAAAAGAU
Messenger RNA from Anneissia japonica, 2396 nucleotides. RefSeq names its product replication factor C subunit 2-like. The transcript is spliced from 8 exons. The record is from RefSeq and is a predicted model, not a curated record. Gene Ontology annotation, molecular function: DNA binding; ATP hydrolysis activity; ATP binding. Gene Ontology annotation, biological process: DNA repair; DNA-templated DNA replication. Bases 126 to 1136 code for a protein of 336 amino acids. Gene Ontology annotation, cellular component: DNA replication factor C complex; nucleus. NCBI's taxonomy places the organism in Eukaryota, Metazoa, Echinodermata, Crinoidea, Comatulida, Comatulidae.